CUGCACAUGGAAGACAGUUUGGCAGAAAAUAAUGAUGAUUCGUACAUAGAAAUAGAGCUGGAAUCUUGUGCAGAGGUGGUUCCGACAUGUGUGAGUUCCGAGGAAGAAGACGAGAAGGAGGAGGAGCUUAAGUUGAGGGAAGGUGGUGAGGAGUACGAUGAUGAAUUGCGCAUUUCUAUUUCAUCGACGAUUGCGCUUCCCGAUGUUGUUGUCGAUUGCUCUGAGAAAGUUGAGAGCAGUGUUGAUCCUGUGAGAGAGAGUGAUUCAGCAGAUUCAGAUCCAAGCGAUGAUCAAGGCAGAUUCAAAGACGCUGCUGGUUUCUGGGAAAAUCGUUCACCAGAUCAUCACGGUCAUGUAACUCUCGAAACAACCAUGCCUUUCAACUGCUGUACUAGGCAAAACAGCAGAGUAAAAGAAGGAAGCAUGAGAAGAACAAAUGGAGGAGGGAUGAUAAUGAAUAUGCUGAUAAAGUUUCGAGGCAUAAAGCUGUCAACACUGAUAUCAUCCCUCAUGAAGCUACCAAGACCACCAUGCCAAGACCACAAUAAUGAUAAUAAUAAGGGACACACCAGAAAAUAUUGCAGAACCAUUUUACAAUGCUAUCAUCAGAAGAACAUGGUGGUUAAUCCCUCCUCAUCAGGCUCACAAGAAAACAGAUCAUCAAAAAGAUUAAGCAAACCCAACUGGGAUUUGAACAACAACAACAAUAAUAAUAGCAAUGAGGGCUCUUUCAGAAGCAGCAGAAGAUCAUCAUGGAACAGGUCAGUGGUGGAGAUAGAUUUGGGUGCACUGAAAGGCAUGUUCAGUGCUGUUGGAAUUGCCCAGAAAAGCAGAAGUAGUUCUAAGAGGAAAAGUUGUUCCAAUGUGUCUUCUUGUGACAACUCACCCAUUCAUGAAGGCUUUUCUUUCACUUGUACUGAUAACUCCAUUCAGGCUGCUAUUGCCUAUUGUAAAACUUCAUCUGGACAAACCUCUGAUUUUUCCUUCUGAAUUAAUGUUCAAUAUAUACUAUGCUGAAUGUUAUAUAAACAAGAGGUUUUUGUUGCUACUUUAUGUGUGAUAAGUGACAUAUUUUUAUUAUUUUUAAUCAGGUUAAUACUAUUGUUAGUCUUUA
Neltuma alba is the source of this 1114-nucleotide messenger RNA. RefSeq lists its product as uncharacterized. The record is from RefSeq and is a predicted model, not a curated record. The coding region runs from base 7 to 990 and encodes 327 amino acids. The transcript has 2 exons. Lineage: Eukaryota; Viridiplantae; Streptophyta; Magnoliopsida; Fabales; Fabaceae.